UAUGAAUCAGAAGGAAAGCCUCCUAAAUCUGUUAGUAGAGGAUCCAAGGAUCUUACUCUGUGCCGGGUGUUUCGUAAAAGGACUUGUUGCUCUUCUGUUCAGACAAACCCGGCUUUCGUAGCUGUUAGAAACUUGGCUACUUAUGGAGAAGCUAGUCAAGAAUGCUUGCAAUUGUUCGAGUUAUUGGAGUGUUCAAUCUGUAACCCAAAUGUUGGAAUUCAACCGGGUCCUCCUCGCAUUUGCGCCUCCUUUUGUGACAGAGUCUUUGAAGCUUGCAAAGACGCAUACUUUGCCAGUAAUGCGCUUACACGGGUGAUUGGCCCUUGUGGAGUAAACGACAACAUCAUCUGCGUUAAGGCCUCAAAUUGGGAGUCCAAUGGCACAGCCUUUUGUGAAGCAGCUGGUUUUGCUGUCCAAACAAAUAGUGAUUCUAGAGAAAAACCAUGCUACGGAAGCAAAGCGAGUCUAGAAUCAGUUGUGGAGUCAUGGUCAAGAGACUCCCGAAAAGAAAGGCCUUUAAAGACUGAGACUUUGUCAUUUUUCAAAGAUCUUCUCCAAUGGGUUCGUGAAAUGACGACGAUUCAGAAAAUUUCUUUGGGAUUGUCGUUUCUUGUAGCAGGAAUGUUCUUGAUCAGGUGCUUCAGGCAAUCUAAUAACCGUAAUCAGAAGCAGCGGCUAGCUGCGAUUCAGAGGACUGCUACAAGAUUGGGAGGGAACACGAACGGGGAUUCAUACAGUGCAGCUAUACAUAGAAGAACAGUUCAAAGUUGACUUCUUUUCACCAAUGAACAAGCUCUGAUUAAGCUUAUGUAAGGAUAUAUAUUUUGUGGCAGUAGUUUGUAAAAGCCAGGAAUUAACUGUUAUCAAAGUCUUGUCUCAAGUGAAAUUUUGCCAAAUGCGACAAGAACUGUGUUGUAUUAUUCUGUCUU
Molecule: messenger RNA, 929 nt
Organism: Camelina sativa (false flax)
Lineage: Eukaryota; Viridiplantae; Streptophyta; Magnoliopsida; Brassicales; Brassicaceae
Source: RefSeq, a predicted model, not a curated record